This is a messenger RNA of Panonychus citri (citrus red mite), 954 nucleotides long. RefSeq lists its product as uncharacterized. Bases 1 to 954 code for a protein of 317 amino acids. The record is from RefSeq and is a predicted model, not a curated record. The transcript has 2 exons. NCBI's taxonomy places the organism in Eukaryota, Metazoa, Arthropoda, Arachnida, Trombidiformes, Tetranychidae. Gene Ontology annotation, molecular function: nucleic acid binding.
AUGGUGAGUGAAUCAAUACGAAAAUUGAUAAUCGAAGGUUAUAAAAAAAGCUAUCGAGUUUCUUAUUUAGCAGAAACAUACAACGUGAAUGAAAAUACAAUUAAAUCAAUAAUCAAACGAUUCAACGAAUUCGGUGAUGUGAUAAGACCAAGAGGAAAAAAACACAAGAAACUAAAUCAACAACAAAUCGAAAAAGUUCGUGAAUACGUUGAUGAAGAUUGUACUCGAACUCUCGAUGACAUAAAAGAUUUCAUUCACGAAAAGUUUCAAAUUGAAAUUAGUGUCCCAACUGUUCAUCGUUAUUUGAAUGAAAUUCACUACAGUUUCAAAAGAUUAACACCAGUUCCUGUUCGUCGAAAUAAUGAUGAAACCAUCAUGAAAAGAUAUUCUUAUGCGAUAGAAUUUUUUGAACUCGAUUCAACAUCAAGAGAUAAAAUUUUCUUCAUCGAUGAAGCCGGUAUUGGAAUUCAUAUCAAGGUGAAUUAUGGUCGAUCUAAAAAAGGUACACGUGCUAAUCUACCUGUUAAAGCGAUAAAAGGCAAGAAUUACUCAGUAUGUGCUGCAAUGAGUAUCAAAGGAUUAGAAUUUUAUGAAGUUAAACCGACAUCAUAUAACUCAGUCGAUUUCUUGGACUACAUGAAAGAGUUUAUCGCUCAUCUGAAAUCGAAAAAAAUUGAAAAAGCAAAUUUAAUAAUGGACAACUUUAACUCUAAAGAGAAAGAAGGUGAAUCCGAAGGAAAAAGACUGUAUUCACCAUUUUUGAACCCGAUUGAAAAUUUAUUCAAUCAAUUAAAAUUCUACGUGAAAAAAUAUCGACCUGCUAAUGCUGAACAAGUUUUCGAAGGUGUUGAAUUGGCCUCAGAGAUGAUCACAUCGGAAGAUUGUAAAAAUUACUACAAUCACAUGAAAAAAUAUAUCCCUGAUUGUAUUGGUAAAAAACAUAUCAAUAAUUAA